CCGAGAACCCGACCAAAGCUCGUAGCCGUGACUGUGAACGAAGCAGCUGGGAGAACGAGAAGAUGAGCGAGACGAGACCCGUGCCCCGGAGAGAGAGCCCGUGGGGCACGCCGGAGGGGGACCACCGCCAGCCUAAAGCCCACCGCUGCAACGACCGUGCCGAGGACGUCAUUCAGGCUUGUUUUGAGGGAAAUCCGUUUAAGACUGUCCCAGGACCAUUUAAGCUUUUCUGGCAAUGCAUGCGUUCCAAACCAGGAGAGGAACCGACAGAGCCAUACACCUACUUGCAGUUAGAUCCCCCUAAAAGGGAAGUGAAGCUUGAGUGAAACCUGCGUGGAGACUUCUCGUGACAAAUUCAGAUUCAGUUCUCUCAUAUAAACGCAGUCUUGUUUGCAAUCUUUCUGGUUACAACAGACAGUAACUUUCAGUAAUUCUUCAUGGAUUUUCCUUUUAUGGUAUCAAUAAGAGUUCAUAGAUAAAGUAAAACGAGCAAGAGGAAAAGAGCUUUGUGUCGUUCCCAAGUUGAGAGUGGUUUAUACCCUUCUGAGUUUUGUUCA
Molecule: messenger RNA, 557 nt
Organism: Punica granatum (pomegranate)
Lineage: Eukaryota; Viridiplantae; Streptophyta; Magnoliopsida; Myrtales; Lythraceae
Source: RefSeq, a predicted model, not a curated record